Trichoderma breve is the source of this 2088-nucleotide messenger RNA. Its product is annotated as protein kinase domain-containing protein. Bases 1 to 2088 code for a protein of 695 amino acids. The record is from RefSeq and is a predicted model, not a curated record. Gene Ontology annotation, molecular function: protein kinase activity; ATP binding. Lineage: Eukaryota; Fungi; Ascomycota; Sordariomycetes; Hypocreales; Hypocreaceae. Gene Ontology annotation, biological process: protein phosphorylation. The transcript has 2 exons. Gene Ontology annotation, cellular component: plasma membrane.
AUGGAAAGCAGCGAGAUAUCUUACUCGGGUUCUCAAAGCUCGGGAUCCAAAACCUCGGAGUCGUCGAAUACCACUGGCACCGUCCCGACGAGCGACUCGAGUGUGGCUACAGAGUCGCAAGGGCCAGCGGAUCGUUCAUCAGAUACGGAACUGUGGUCUAGCUCUCCACAUGAGCCUUCAAAUGAUUACAAUAAUAUUAUCACCUUCCAUGAUUUGUUUAAGGUGAAGGACUGGCUGGGCAAUGCAUUUGCAAGUGACGGGAGCACUCCGGCACGGCGCCUCCUCCUCCCCACGGACGAAGAAGCAAGCGGUGGUGCUUCCAGUUACGAGUCAGGCCAAGAGUCUUGCGAUGGUGGCGCCAAUACUCAAGAUGCCCCAGGAACGACAUCCUAUCGAAGCCUCCAAAGGCUUGCUCUCGAGUCGAGUGAGCAUGUCAUCAACUUGGUCGCAACAGACAUAGGCAUAGGGAAAACGGACUUUGCUCAAACCAAGGGAGAACUGUUGGUCCUUGAUCAGACAGAGUUAAACACUGGCUUUCACGUGGUGGCAACGCUCUGCCUGGGCGAAGAGGACUCUGCUCACCAAGGGUCGGACCCUACUGUCCAAAUGGCCAUCUAUUUCGAUCCGAACAGCGACUCUGUCAUGUUGCUCAAUAAAACCAGUCAUGACGGGGAGCAAUUCAUCACCAUCAAAAGACAGCUUGCUUCUCCUGAGGAGGCACCAACCAGGAUCGAGUCCUGUGAAGGAGCCAUGCUUGGUCCGGCCUCAUACAGCAUCUCCUGGUCGGGCAAGCCUAUUCUCGACAUGACUAUUAUCCCGCGCAGGUACAUCUCACUGGACCCCCAGAAUCGCAAACCGAAGACGAAUAGCCGCAAGAGAGCUCUCGAGGAGGAUGACGAGGAGGACGACGACGAAGAGUUGGCCUCACAGUCCACCUCCCCGCCAGCCAAGAAGCCCAAGACAAAGGAGACAAGCGACGAGUCAAAUGCCGGCACCGAGUCGAAUACCAGCGCCGCGAUCCAGGUGAACCAACCCACCGACGAUGCCGUUGCUGCAAGCAGUUUCAGUUCCACAGCCAGCGGCGAUUUGGAGUUCAAGUUUGACCUCAUCGCCGACUUGUGCCAUCCACUGGAAGAGCUCAAGCUGCAUGGUUCCAUCCGGGUGGCCACUCGGGCCGAGAAUGAUGAUUACACCCUCGUCCGCGAAGGAGAUGUAGCAGUUCAGCCGAACUGGCUCGCCUUCCCGGCUCGACACUCGGGGUUCCCGAGGAAGGCGGUCGUAGUCAAAACGUUGCGUAGUCACUCGGGAACUGAUCUCAAUACUGUCAGUACAGACUGGCUGAAUGAAGUAAAGAAUCACUCUCAAGUGAGCAAGCACCGGUCGAUUGCCAGUUUUUAUGGCUCCGACGCAAGGUUUCUGGCGCUCUAUCAAGAGCAUAUUGACGCCCCGAGUCUAUCCUCUUACAUCGAGAGCAAUGAAAAUCCGCAUUGCAUUCUGAACAGUAGAGACGCGAGACGGGUGCUGCUUGACAUGACUGAUGCCAUCAACUUUAUUCACCGCAAAGGCAUCACCCACAAUGAUAUCAGGCCCUUCAAUAUCGCCUAUACCAGAGAGAUACGCCCGGUUCUCCUCGAUUUUGGCUUGGCAACGGCCGGGUCUGUCCAUAGCAAUGGAACGCGGUGGUAUAUACCGCCCGAGUACGCGACUCGCGGUACACGCGGCCCCCCUGGUGAUAUCUUUGCGCUUGGUGUUGUUUUGCUGUUUCUCUUGCGCAAAAUCCCGCUGCCAGAGAAACAGUCGCCGCCCUUGGUAUGGCCAAUUCGCCAUUCCAGCGGCUCCGGCCCUGCAGUCGCUAAAGCCCAGGAUGCAAUGAAUCGAUGGAGUAAAAUUAUCACUGAAGCUGCAGCAAAGGUCAAGGAGAUGGUUGAUGAUGAACUUCAUCCGGAGGUGUUGAAGGUAAUUUCUCGAAUGGUGGCGGUGACAGCCAAGGAAAGGGCGACAGGAGAUCAGAUCGUGGAGACGCUUCGAGAGUAUGACGACUACGGUCGCAACUACACAUUUGCGUACAUGAAGGCGGAGAUCUACUAA